CGGUAAUCGUUAUUAAAAAAUAGUUAAUGUUAACGGCCUACCAACAAAGAUAAUAGUAACAAGAGAAAUGGUUAACAAACGAAAUUUUUUAUCGAAAGAAAAGUUACACGCAAUGUUUAUCCAAUGAAUAUAAAUUAAGCUAUUUAACGAGGCAAUAAACUCUCUUAUUGGAAAAAAACCCAUUGAUCUUAAAUUUCGAAAUAAAGGUAUUUCGAAGAACGAAAACGAAAUCGAUUAUUAAACCUAGUUAAAACUGUUUUAGUUUUGGUUAAACAACGCGGAUUUAUUGAAUUAAUUUUGGUCUGCUCAUCAUUAGCCUUUAGGUGAGGACAAUACAAGAAAAAAUCCUAUUUAAACUUUAACUUUGAGAGAAAGCUGUAUGAUUCAUAUGAAAUGGGGCUGCAUCUUUAUUUAGUAGCAAAUUCAGUAGCCUAUAUACUUCGAAAAUUAAGGCUUUGAAGCGAAAAAUUAAAUUAAACCACGGGCACAAUCACCUCUUCUGCCGUUCCGUGCGUGGUCACAGUGCAUUUAUUUACUUUUACUGUUGUAAGUGACUAAUCACCAAUGAUAAUGACUACAGUUACUUUGAGUUAUUAGACACACACAAUGAGUUGGAAUUAGUAAUAGCCGACGUAGUAAAGUUACAAACUAAAAAAAUCAUGUGUCAAUCAUUCAACUUUUGGCAAUCCUCCGAAGUCCGGUCCCAAAUUAUUUCCAAUGAUUACUCUUUACUUAAAAGUCUUAGACAUCAUGUUGUUUUGAAAUUCAUGGUUGCGGCUGUGAACGAUGUUCAAUGGAGCUUGUCGGCCGUCGAGAUGCACAAACACUCGAGUGCAUUAUCACUAAUCAUAUGUUACCAAGGACAACUAUCGUCACGGACGCUUUGGCGAGGAUAUCAAAAUGUCGGUCAGUUCAACAACGGGAUUUAUGCACCAACUGUCAUGUGCACAGGCGUGAAUUUGUUGAUCCAGUAGACCAGGACAUUCACACAGAAAAUAUUGAAGGACUUUGGAUGCAAGCGAAACGAAAACUCAGAUAUCAGAGUGGUGCUAGUAGCGGUCUGUUUGCCAGCUACUUGGGGGCCUUUCAGUUGCGCAACAGUCACAAGCAGAAAGUUUUCGGCUGGUAUUUUCAAAUGCUAUGCGCCAAUUACAAUAUUUAGUAUUUGCUGACUGGUUUGUAAAGUGACAGUUAUUUGCAAAAGCUAUGACUGACAUUUCUGCUGUUUUCUAACAAUAAACUCUGUGUAUUGCAUUUUUUUCAUUCACAAUAAUUUGGGGCCGGACUUCGGAGGAUUGCCCAACUUUUAAUUCUAACCACUCAUUCAAUUCAUUCAUCAACCAGUCUACCAGGUCCACAUAUUCAAUCAUUGUCUAUUUAUAAUACUAAUACAGUUUAGGCUAUACAGAAUAGUCUUGUGACUUGGUCUAUACUAGUAAAGAAAAACUGAGACCCAUGGCCAUGGUGUCUUAGUGUUACUAGUGUAAAUUUGGCUGAUAUUAAGGAGGGAUGCCACGGCGUCUUUUGUGUGAUUAUUAUAGUUGCAGUGAAUUAGGGUUUAGGUUAGGUUGAGGGAUCGAUUUAGGGUUCAGGUUAGGCAUAGGGAUCGAUUUAGGGAUACAUUUGUGAAAUUCAAUAAAAAUGUGGCAUUCAUCCUUAAAAUUUACCGUAAAUUUUUUUUAAGCAAUGAUAAUAAUAAUAUGAUAUCAUGUAUAAUGUAUGGGAAUGCCAAUGAAUGAUUGAUUGAAUUGGAAUUGAACAACACAGCACAUUGCAAAGCUUUGCAGUAUUAAUUUCUUCCCAUUUAAUUUGUUAGAACUGUUUUGUCCAGUUUAGAAAAGUAAUUAAUACCUACUAAUGCUAAGCCAAUAGUGGCCUGAAUUGACCUAAGUGUCCUAUUUUAUUUCUAUUCUUUUCAUCGUCAGAUUAUUUGUCAAUUCAAUAGACAUGAUUGCUUAUUUUAUAUUUAUAUUAUAUAAGAAUACCUUCAAAGAUAUUAGUAUAGUAUUAUAUUUAUUUGAUUUUACGCUACCUAGGUCCAACAGUAGAACUUAGUAGAAGACAUUUGAUUCAUGAGUUUUGUCUCUUCACAAAAUAUUCUAAUUUCUGUACUGACUAGUAUAGUAUAAGGCCUAGAAUACCAGUAUAUAAAAUAAACAAGGGGCCAUCCUGUUUAUAUAGUCAGAUAUAUGAACAAAAAAAUAAAUUUUGGAAGAGAGCAGAUUGAUUAUCAUUAAGAAAUUAUGAUAUUUUUUAUUGGAGGGGUAGGGGUUAUGUUGUCUAUUUGCAAGUGAAUGGCACAUAAAUCCUGGAAUUCUAAUGACUAAUGGUCAUAUAUUCUCAGACUGUCAGAAUUUCACAUAAUAAAGACACACAUUUAAACAGUUCUAUUACUUCUAUAUGAGCUAUGAAAUUUCUUUCUAUUGUUAAAUUUAUCAUAUUUGGGAUAUGUGAAAAUAUGGCAAGGUAAUAAAUAAAGCUUCUAAAGUUAACAUUUUCAUUGAAAUUGAAGCUGUUCAUUAUGCCUAAAUGACAUUUAUAUUGAGAGAAAUAUGUGAAGAAUUCAAGAUUUGUUCCAUCUUUACAAAUUCAGUGUUUAGUCCUAAGUGAUGUGUUAAUAAGUCUGGAAGUAUAAGUCAAUUGCAAUUAAUUUGCAUAUACUAGAAUGGAAAUAAAUUAAUUCUAAUCAAGAUUUUAAUGAUACUAUCAAUUAAAUUAUUGGCCACUGUGAACUCAUCAUUAGAUAAAUUGACAAAUUAAUCAAACAAGCUUUGGAAUUUAUUAUUCCUUUAUUUCAGAUCUGAAGGGAAGUCAUUUAAAACAACACUAAAGCAUGGACCCAGCACUUCUUAAAGAACGAGAAGCUUUCCUGAAGCGUGCUAAAGCCACGCCAACAGUUGAAAAAAGGAAAGCCAAACCUGGAAAUGACGGCAAUGAUAAGAAAUCCAAGAAGGCUAAGAUGAAACCUCCACCUCCUAAACCAACCAGUAAGCUCAUAGCUUUUUUUAAACAAAAUUUAUAUUUGUGUGGUGCUGAUAAAAAAAAUAAUCUUUAAGUUUUAAGUGAAAUGAUAGAAAUGGAAAAAAAACAGGGCAUAAAUAUAAAUUUCUUACAUUUUUUUAAUGUUUAUGCUAAGAGUUUAUUAAUGCAUAAUUUUUCAGACUCAAUAUUUCAUCCAAUAUGGAAGUACCUGUGCACUGUCUAUUUUAGCCAGAUGAGCAAUUACUUGCUGACUUUCAAGUCUGAUUGCAUUAUUACAGUAUUCUAAUAAUAGGAUAUCGGUUCUCCAGAUGUCUGGUUAUACAGACUCAUAUUUUAUAAUCAGGCAAUGCAAAAUGUUGUUUUUUACAAAAGGAAAAAAGCAUCCAAUUAAAUAUGAACAUAUCACAAUGAACUAGUUUCAGAGCGCUCUAUGUUCAAAGCUUUUAACACAAAACAAUUUUAAAUAUGUAUGUAUAUAUAUAUUUAAUAACAUAAAAACUGCUUUUAUUUCAUUACUUAGUAUGUCAAGGCUUAUCUAGAUUUUAAUAUACCUGACCUGUUUACAUUUAGGGUAAAUGAACUUCAUCUUUAUAUAAAACACAAAAAAAAGAAAUGGAAUUAUUACAUUUUUAAGGUAAUGCUACUUAAUGAAUAUGUUAAGUUUUGAUUUUUUAAGACUUACAAGAAAAAGAUUACCAUUAAUAAACUUUGUACGGCUCAUUCAAGCGAUUUGAUGUAAAAUAAAAUGGCUUACAGCAAAUAAUUUCCUUGUUAAUUUCAGACACUGUCGACUACAAAAUGUCUCAGGGAAGCUCUCAGUAUAAAUUUGGUAUUCUGGCCAAGAUUGUCAAAUACAUGAAGGUAUGAUUGUCACCUUCUGGCUCUAUUGUUAGUCCUGGUCGGAAUUCUUAGUGAAAUAUUAUUCUGCAUUCUCUUGAUUUUAAUGCUCACAAUCUUGUGGCUUUCCCCACUAUCGCUGUGUCAACAAAGAAUGUGCCAUCAAGUUGGGGUGCAUGACAAGCUUUAACAAAAAUAUUCCAGUUCAUUUAUAAAACACAAAACAUCUGAUAAUUAACAAAAGAAGGGAUAAAGGAUUUCAUCAUAUCAAAUAAGAAAUAUACACUGAAUUAUACUGGGGGAAAAAACAACUCACAAAUUUAUGCCGCAUAUGUUUUUUAAUAUUUUUUUGAAGAGUGUUAUUAUGUGUCUGAGGCAGAUAAAGAUGAAAAAUGUAUACACAAAAGGAUUAGUAAACGUUGUGGAAAAAUAUUAUUUGACUUUAAAAGAAACUUUUUUAACAACUAUGAAAAAACAAGCAGUUUUAAAAAAUGUACAGCAUAUUCUGAUAUAUUAGUCGUAAUAACCUGCCAUUCUGUUAGAAAACCAUGCAAAUCACAUUGACACUUUACAGGGAUUUACUUGUCAGGGAGGAAAUACCUAAUGUACUCUAAAUAAAAUUUACUUUUUUAAAUUUCAUUUAUUUUUUUAAAAAAUUGAUAUAUUUAAUGUUGUUUUAUUUCAUUAUAAUCACUUUUUCCAAAUUCAUAACUUGUCUUAGAUAAUUAUAUUUAUCAUCCCAAAUGUAGUUUGGAUGUGACAUAGUCAUAAAUAUAAACAAAAGCAACUUUGGUCUCAUAAAUCCUCCACUGUUAUGAUAAUGAAUCUAUGAUAUUAAUGACGUAAUGUUGCAAAAUUGUCAUUUUAGGGUCUGUUUUUUGUCCAAUUUGAUACCUCUGGCAACCAGUAAUUCAUACAUUUCUGACUAUGUCAACAUUUACUUCUGUAGUAAUCAAUUAAAUUUCAUACAAUUUCUUACAAAACUGCUCCAUAGCCCCCCAGCUGUCACCUGCAUAAACCCACUUUAAGAAACGCUUAGAUCCACACUGGUCGGGUGCAUUAAUUCUGCGUUAACCUUUUAUUUGACUGGUCUUUUUUAGUCCAGGCAUCAGUCAGGGAUCAACGACCCCUUGGUACUGGAGGAGAUAUUGGAUGAGACAAACCAGUUGGAUAUUACAAGCAAGAUGAGGCACUGGCUUGCCACUGAGGUACUUUUUGACUGCUCUCGUUUUUUACAAUGUUUAUUCUAGCUUUCUGCACUUUAUAAAUAUCAAGAGUAUACAAGUAUGCAGCUGAAAGUUGUUUACAUACAAUGUCCUUAAAUAAGUUAAGUUCUGUGAUAAAAACCUUUAGGAACACUGUUAUGUUUUCUAUGUUUUUAUUUCCAACAAUAAACAUUAACAUAACUAUACAUAAAUACAAGUUCUCAAUAAUGUUGACUUUUUGCUUGCGUCCGGAACACACUGUUCAAUAACACACACUUUGACUACAGUGUCUCUGCGCAUGCGCGCUGUUUGCCCUAGUUGGCUAUUAGGACGGUCCCGUCCGCUAGUCCAUUAUAACAAACACUUUGGAAGAGUAUUGUUGAGACCUUAUACCAGUAGUGAAAAAAUUAUAUUGCCGAUUAUACAGAAAUUAAUGUAAAUGGUGUUAACAGAAAAUUGUAAUUUGAACCCUUAUUUUUAAAAAAACCUUUAUAUUUAAAAAAAAAAAAUAGAAGUGAGUAGAAAUAAUAACACCUUUAUUUAUUUUAAGUUCUGAUUUUAAUUAUAAUGAAUGAAUUUAGGUCUCUUAAAUGAUAAAUUUUAUUCUUAUUCACAUAGUAAACUUGAAGUAUUUUACAUACCACGGUCUCAGAUAAACAUUUCUAUUCAUGUUAUGUGAUUCAUCUCACAGUCUCUGAUAAACAAUUAUAUUCAUGUCAUAUGAUACAUCUCACAGUCUCUGAUAAACACUAUCUAAUGAUUUUGUAUGAUGCAUCAUCCACAGUCUCUCAUAAACAAUCCGAAAAUCAUAGUUGUGAAUGAGGACGGUGUCAACAAGUUCUGUUUUAAGCCCAAGUUUGACAUCCAUGACAAGAAGAGUUUGAUCAAACUGUUAAAGUCCUAUGAUUUACACGGCAGAGGGGGCAUCCUCAUUGAUGACAUUGAAGAGAGCUUGCCAAAUAUGCAAAAAGUCUUAGAGGUGGGUAAUAUCUUGAAUGAAUGAAAUGGUAAGUUGAUUUUUAUUUUAUUUAGGAUGUGGUCAUGGCUGAUCGAAUUUGACAGAGACUUUUUUAUAAAUGGUACGAUUCUUAUAUCUAUUUUGUUCCAUAAGAAAUUAAAGUGUUCCCUGUUGGAUAGUAAGAUUUUCUUUCAUUUUUUUUUUUUCACGUUAUAUAUUUUAAAUAUUCAAGUCAAGCAAAGCAUCACAAAUUGUUUUGUCCUCUAAAUAAUUGUUAUUCUUCACAUUUUUGUUCCGGUGUCAAGAAAUAUUUCAGUCUUUUCGUUCAUGCUUUUCAUAACAAUAGAAAGUGAUGUAAAUUAAAAGAAACAAUUUGUAUUAUAGUUAUAGUUUUAAGUACAGUACUUGGAGUUUUUCCUUCUCGUCAUAAAUUUUUGCUUCAGAUUUCUCUAAUAAAUAAGGAAUAAAAGCAAACAAAGUUUAUUAAGAAAUUAAAAGUCACAUUGGAGUCUAAAUUCAGUCACUUAUUAUAGCAUAAAAGCAAUAACAGAUUUUGUUAUAAAGACCAUAUGGGAAAUGAGGCUUUUAUUCAAUGCACUAAAAAUAGAACCAUAAGUACUAUUCAUAAAAAGACAUACCGGUACUAAUAACGUUGCCUGUCAUAAAUUUUAUUUUUUUCAGAAACUUAAAGACCAUAUCAUUUCAGUGAAGCGACCACAGGACAAGAAAGAGGUUUUGUUCUACAACGAUCGUUACUGCAGGUUUAAAGUGGAUGAAGGUAAUUGUUCAGAUGUGUAUAAUGUACUUUUGACCACUGCAAUGAUUGUUACUGUGGGUUUAAAGUGGAUGUGGGUUAUUUGUAACUUGUGUGUAAAAUUAAUUUUUUUUUCAGAAUAAAAACACAAGGCAUUAGUAAUAUGACUUAAAUGAGUUAUGGUCCUGAAGUGAUAUUGUGUUAUUGUGUUAUCCUUCUGGCUGUCAAUCUGGCAAAUGUAUUGUUCUCCUUGUCCAUGAGAAAAAAGACAGUGAUAGUCCUCAAGCUAAAAGUCUAGCUCUUUAAACCGCCUGACUCUUUUACACUUACGAUAAUUGCUUUUAGAAGAAAGUAAGUUUUAAAAGGGGAAAAUAAUGUUGAUGGUGCAAUCCCCUUUUUAUUUUUUUUUUGUUGAAGCCAAUUAAAUAGCUCUUUCUUAAAUCAAUGAGAAUUCAUUCACUCAUAUCCUUAGCUCAAAUAAUGAGAUAACUUUUGUGAUUGUCAGAUACAGUUUGCCUAACAUAUUUUAUGCUUCAGCUUGAAAAUAUAUUGAAGAACAUGACUUAGACUACUCUGUGAUUAUUUAUUUAUGUUUAAAUGAUUUUAAAAAUAAAAAUGGAAUAAUCAAUUAGCCUUGUAAGCAUAUGUGAAUUUAAUAUUAAGCUACAUCUUUCAUUUACAUAUUUUUUUUGUUUAAUAAUUUAUUGUGAGACUCCAUUAGUGAUGGCAUGGGAGCCUUAAAUAGUUAUGGCAUGUGAGCCUUAAAUAGUGAUGGCAAAAAAAAUUAUUUUUACAAAACUUGUUGAAAAUAAUUGAUCCAAAAAGGGAAUAUUUACAUUGACUGACUUUGUCUCAAAUGUCUAGAAUUUCAGAAACUGUGGAGGAGUGUAGCUGUGGAGGGUCUGGAUGACCAGAAGGUUGAAGAGUACCUCAGCAAACAGGGCAUCACAUCAAUGGAGGCCUCAGGCUACAAGAAAGUGGUAAGUUGUGCGAUCAGUCUCCAGCAACCCACCGAUUGUCUGAAACCCACACGCUUCUGUAAAUGCUAACAUUUACCUCGUGUUAAUUCCUGGUCCGUUGUGCGGUAAUGGAGGUUUGGUGGAUAUGGCAAGAAUAUUCGAAGGCCUCACUAUGGUAUUUUCUUUCUUAGUCUGAACGAUAAGAAAAACCUGAUAAAAUCAUUUGAUAUUAUCAACAUUCCAGUAGGUCAUUCAAAAUAAAAAACAGAACAGGUCAAUAAUAAUAGUUUUUAAAAAAUUUCACUAUAAAUUUUGUUGGAUUCUUUUAAUCAAUGUAAAAAAAAAGAAAAGAAACAAGAGGUCACAAUUAUGGAUAAAUUCAUAACAAGCACAUAUCUAAUACACUAUGUUAGUUGUAGAUACAUUUCAUAUCUGUGAGGACUGUCCUUUAAUGGAAGAUGAAUUUUUAAAGACAAUUAGUUACCAUGUUGCCAGAAAUGUGUUAUCAAUUAGCUUGUAAAAAAACAAAAACAAUACAAUGGGCAUUUGCAGAUGACCCAUGUCCAUAUAGAAUUUAAAUAGUCUCCUCUCUAUAAAGGAUUGUAAUUAUGGGAUUUACAUGCUUAUCAGUUCAUUGAAAUCAUUAAUAAAAAAUCCAAAUAAGACAUUCUAACAUUACCACACUUAUGUUGGUCUAAUGCAAGUCAAUUUUAGUAUGUUCAGUCAUCUUUUCUUACAUAAUUAACAGCUUAGAUAGGAAAGUUUAGCUUUGGUAAUAUAAAUUCUUGCAAUUCUCUCAUCCGUCACCAGUCAUCCAUGCCGAGGCGGAAGAAAGGCAAGCAGAAGCCCAGGAGCUUUAAGAAACACAAUGACCAUUUGGAUGGGGUGCUGCAGGACUACACAGAGAACCCCCCUGGAAAGUAAUGAAAUGGAACACCUCUGGAUAUCUGUGAUUGGAUAAUACCCUGCCCCGGCUGCAACUCUUGAGAGGUCUGGGCUUACAGCACAUUCCCCUUCCUCGUCUUGUUCAGAAUCCCCUGAGCGUAACGGGCAGGAAUAAAUGUUAUUUUCCCUCACCUCGGAAGUAAGGGCACAUGAUCCUUCUGGUCUUUUGUCAUUCAACUCAGUCAGGCCUUAAUGAUGUCAUUCAUUUCCUCACAUACAGAUGCUAAAUGAAGGAAACCUUGUUGACGUGUUAAUGAUAGAAACAUCUGGGUUUACUGCUGUUGCUAUGGCAUGGUCUACUAUGUCACGAGGUUGCUUCACUGUGUUUCCGGCUUGGAGAGGUGAGACAAGUAUUAGAAGCAUAGGGGCUAACUCUGCAGACAUAGAGGGAGCUAUGAUGAAAACAUAAGAAGCAGUGUGGCGUGGGAAUGGUAGAUAUUUUGGUCAUAUGUGUUAAUUAUUGAGGCAUCAUGUAAUUACAUGUGUAUACUUGACAGACCAAACUAAAAACGAGAAUGAUAAAUGUUUUGCUGAUGAAGUUGGAGGAUAGAGGCAGGAAAGUCAUGUUUGUAGACAUCAGACACCAUUUUGUAACCAUUUUUUUUAAAUGAACCAUUGUAAGGUCUUAACAUCAUCAAUGGCUAUGUUGUUAUGAAACAUUUGUUGUAUGCAGUUUAUGUAUAAAUCUUUGACAUAACAUUUCCUAACAGUUAAGUGUUUUUUUGCUGAGCUUUUGUUUAUUUUUACUUUAAAGGUUUUCCAUGUGGAUAAUUUGCUAAGCUAAUAGCAGAUUUGUGAUAAAAUGAUAGGAAUUUCAUAAUGCUUGAGAAAUAAUGGAUGGAUCUUAGUGGUAUGAAUUAGCCUGUCACUAUUACUCUGAUAAAGAAUUUAACUGGUACACAUAUAAACAAAGCCAAAAAAAAUAAUAUUAGAAUAUUCUAUUCCAAGGUCAAGAGGUGUUGGGAAAACAAUUGCAAUCAUUCCCACAAUACAGAUAAGCUUUUAAAUUAUAUUUCAUCAGACAUGGUGGUGAUUGUGAGUUGGGGGGUCAAGGCCAAGUGAGGAGGGAAUAGAAAUUCAAUUCAAUAUUUUAAAAUUGAGAAGAUGUUUAAUUAUUAGAUAUGUUUAUUAGUUAUGCACACAAUGAUUUUGAAAUAUUUUUUUUCAAGUAGAGGUCCACCAAAAAUUUUGCAUAAAAAGGGUCAUAGUGAGGAGCCAAAUUUACUAUUGGGGCAGAGGUUCAUGUUAAAGGUAGGAUAGUAUUCUCUAAAAGAGUAGGGGCUUAUUUUUAAAUAUCUGUGAGGUCCAAAUUUUAAUUACAGAAUGUUCUUCUUGUAAAAAUUGAUAAUUCUAAUAAGGAUUCAAUGUCAUGGCAAAAUUUUCAAUUUUUUUGGUGCUGAUCACUUCACUUUAAUUGAUUAAAUAAACAAAUGCAGCUAAGAAAUGUGAGUAUUUAAGAGAACCCUUUAUAUAUCAUUGUAUGAUUAUGUCAGCUGUUUGACUUGAAUGGAAUGCUGCUAUAUUUGUAUUCAUGUUGUAAAUAAAAAUUACUCCACAGUCCUUUUCUUUCAUGCUUCUUUUUUACCUUAUCUAUAAAAGGUAUCACAUCAGACUGUAUUAUUGCAAAGAAUGGUGUGUCCAACAAUGUACAAUAAUUUUUUAAAAAUUCAGCUAUGGAAGAUGUUGAACAGAAAGUAAUGAUUUUUAUUGUGUAAGGGAUUUGAGACGCUAAAUAAUGAAAGCACUGAAAUUAACCCCAUUAAAAGGUUGUUUGAGAUUUAAAAAGAUUAAAAAUAAAGAAACAUACGAUACUAGUAAUACUACUUUUUGACAUUUUCUACAUCACUUUGAAAUGUGUCAUUUGUUAUAGUUUUUAGGACUGUGUUUAAAUGAGAGGACUAAAUUUGCAUUUCUGGAAUUAUUUGAUUUGCUUAGAUAUGAUUCCACUUUAAACUAGGCUUGUGGAAUCAUAC
This is a messenger RNA of Lymnaea stagnalis (great pond snail), 10613 nucleotides long. NCBI's taxonomy places the organism in Eukaryota, Metazoa, Mollusca, Gastropoda, Lymnaeidae. The record is from the annotation of a GenBank genome assembly.